AUGGCUUCGGAGGUGUCCUCGAUAUUGCCAUCAUAUCUGACACCUGCAAUACCCUACCAUACAUUCAAUCGCAUGCAAGUCGCAUGUAUUGAGGCAUGGGACAGCGAUUGCAACAUGCUCGUCUCAGCGCCUACUGGUUCUGGUAAAACUCUUUGCUUUGAACUUGCCCUUCUUCGCUACUUGCAUCUUGCUCUCACUUCAUCGGAGAAAAAGUACCUACCUGCCAGUGGUUUACCCAGGAAGGUGGUGUUUAUUGCUCCCACUAAAGCCAUUUGCAUGGAAAAGGGACAUGACUGGAAACGGCGAUAUGCGUUUCUCGGCUUACGGGUUGAAAUCAUGACAGGAGAUGUGUAUGCGGCAGGUUCCAAUUCAAUCUUGCUGAAUGCUGACCUGAUCCUGACGACUGCUGAAAAGUGGGAUAGCCUCACGAGGAAUACUUGUUCCCAAGCAGUACCCGGCGUUUUGUCCAAUAUUGCUUUGCUCUUCGUCGAUGAAGUCCACCAUAUAGGGAACUCACGAGGUGGUACACUUGAAUCUGUCAUAACUCGCAUGUUUGUCACCAGCGACCAACUCAAGCAGAACAUAUCAUCUGCUCAAGUUCAGUCUCUGCGUGUCAUUGCAUUGUCUGCCACCGUCAAAAAUGUCGGGGAGGUCGGACGCUGGCUACGAGUUGACCCGGAACAUAUUUUGCAGUUCGAUCAAAGCUACAGGCCUAUUCAACUCGAAUACGCAGUUCUGUCUUACCCGAUCAGGAACCGGUGGCAAUCAUCUAAAGUGUACGAUAGUCGAAUCUUGGGAGUUUGGCAGAAAUUCAGUAGUGGAAAACCUGCUCUAAUCUUCUGUACGAGUAGGCGGCAAACCAGCUCGUCAGCUGCGGCAAUGGUCGAAAAUCUCAAUCGUGUCAGCCCUGGUAGCGGUAGUGACGGAAACGCACUUACAAAGCACCUGUCCUUUGAAGAGCGAAAUCAAUUACGCACCGAAGCUCAAAGAUGCAGUGACAAAUCAUUACGCGCUCUGUUGAUGAAUGGAGUUGGGUGUCACAACGCUGAAAUGAGCCCUCAAAAUAGGCAACUUGUAGAACGACUGUUCCGCGAGUGCUUGUUGCUAUGUUUAUUCUCGACAAGUACGCUUGCCCAAGGAGUCAAUCUUCCCGCCAGGCUUGUCGUUGUCGCCGGCACCAGCGUUUACUACGAUGGCUCGCUACAAGAAUGCGACAAGAACAUGCUCUUGCAGAUGUGCGGUCGGGCAGGACGGCCUGGUCUCGAUACGAAGGGGGUAGCUGUUAUCAUGACGUCGAAUACAAACGCACGCCGAUACCAAAACAUGGAGAAAGCGCUUCCAACAAGGCUGCAAAGUCAGCUCAAGGCGACCUUGGAAGAGUCUAUGAACGCUGAAAUUGCUCGACAAUUCAUAACAGAUAUACCGCAAGCAAUGCUCUUCUUGAAAAGCACCUUCUAUUGGGUUCAGGAGAAGGAGAAACAUAGAAUUGAACUUCUAGAUGACGAAGGCAAACUGAACGCUUUGCUGACGACAACAGCAGUGGAAGCGAUGAAGAAAUUGGCCAGAUUAGGCCUGGUUCGCUUUGAUGACGAUCUUUUCGGAGUGAACAGUACGAAUGCGGGCGUUACCAUGGCGAAAUACUGUCUCUCCUGUGAGACGCUAGGUCUGCUGAUGACUGAAAUACCCAAGGUUUCCAGCCCAGCAGGUGCUUUGAGGGUACUUGCGGCGGCGCCAGAAGUCUUGGAAGGGGUAUGUGUUCGGAGGGCUGAAAAGAAAAGCCUCAAUGAACUAAAUGAAUUCAUUCGUGUGCCAGUCCAUGGAAAAGUGAAAGAACCAUUGGAUAAGGCUAUUGUCCUUAUCCAGGUUAUCUUAAAUGCCACUAUCACAACAUCAUGCAUCGACUUUUCCUUACAAAGUGAAGCCCUUCGAUUGGCAAAGUCUGUCUCACGGAUUUGUAGCUGCCUUCUCUCGUUGGUUUUAGGACUGUCAUUGAAAGGGCCUUACGAAGCCAUUUUCUCAACUCUGCAGGUCUGCCGUGGCUUAGUCAGCCGCUGUUACUGGGACGGUCCCACUGUCCUUAGGCAGAUACGUGGAUUGACUUCUGCGAGAAUUAAGGCGCUAUCGAGACAUGGCAUAUCUUCAAUAGAAGCGCUCCGUAUGGCUGAUUUUAGUCUCAUCUAUGAGAUUAUAGGCGCGAAGAGUCCAUUUGCAAAAGUCCUCCGUGAAAGAAUGAAUGAGAUUCCGAGGUUUUAUGUGAAAGCAAACGCUACAAGAAACACUCACGACGGUCAGAUUACACACAUUCAGGUUCACGUCACAUAUUCGGGACAGCUUGGGCAUCUGAAAGUCCGGCGUCGACCUGAAGAAGGCGGAUUUAUACUUCUUGGAUCACACUCACGUGGCUUCCUAGAUAUAAAAGCCUUUCAGCUGGACGGAAACGAUAAAGAGAUCACUUUUCAAGUGCCCCGCGAUAGUCGCCCAAGCCGAGAAAAGUGGAUCGAUGUCAUUGUUGGGACAGUGAACAUUAUCGGGAUUGACGAAACGGUUCGUUUUCUGUGCGAUAGACAAGACCAAGACUGUCGGUCGCCUGCGAGAACUGCUCUUGCUAAUAACGACAAACUGAAGCCCAAAGCUCACCACAAGCCUCCCGAGCACGUUGCAAAUCUCUCCGUGACAGAUGGUCGCGUAUCAAAACGAUUUGUCCAGACAACUGUGAGUCAGGCUCUUAGCCGUAUUAGCAACCGAAAAACGAUAGCAAGGGUCCCCGAAGUACGGGCAUAUGUGGUAGCGGAGGAAGAGAAACAUACCAAAGCGCCAGCAAAUGUGAUCAUGAAAGCAGAAGAGAAGGCAGAGACAAGCCCUGAUAUCAGUCCAGGCCCAUCAUCACCUUCACCUCAUGAGGCAAAUGCUAUGCAAUCAGAAAUUCCGACACUCGAUGAUGCUAACUGUACACAAGCCGCAACCCGGAGCCAAAAGAAAACGCAGAGACAUGGACGGUCUCAAGCUCUAUUCUCGUCCAAGAAAGCAAGACCAUGUUUAACCCGUACCGAGGUACCUGACGCCCCCGUCCCUGAGGCUACUCAUUCCUCACCUGACCCAUGUCAAGUGCGCAAGAGCUUUCAUAAAGAGCAGCAUUGCCGGGAAUAUGAUGACAUGUUAAGAUCCUUGUUCUGACGCACCGCUGCUUUGUCGUGAAGUCAUUCAGCACAAAUAAAUCUCGAGAU
Chondrus crispus (carragheen) is the source of this 3224-nucleotide messenger RNA. RefSeq lists its product as hypothetical. Gene Ontology annotation, molecular function: ATP binding; nucleic acid binding. The transcript has 2 exons. The record is from RefSeq and is a predicted model, not a curated record. The coding region runs from base 1 to 3174 and encodes 1057 amino acids. Lineage: Eukaryota; Rhodophyta; Florideophyceae; Gigartinales; Gigartinaceae.